Molecule: messenger RNA, 1793 nt
Organism: [Torrubiella] hemipterigena
Lineage: Eukaryota; Fungi; Ascomycota; Sordariomycetes; Hypocreales; Clavicipitaceae
Source: the annotation of a GenBank genome assembly
CCAUGGUGAUGUUGUAAAGGGUGUAUCGAGAUGGUGAACAAUCUUCUUGCGACCCGGCUGGUCUUUCGCAGCGGAUGACAUCCCUUGCCCUCUAGGUUUGUCGUGGGAUGAUGCUUGAGUUGUCUUUUUAUUCUAAAUGACACUGUCAAUUGUGUUUGUCACAAAUAAUGUGGUUGAAGGGAACAAGUCUGAGUGAUGGAAUGUUGACAGAGCGCGUGGAAGUCUGGUGGUUAAAAAUUCGCUACCGUUGAGCUUGCCUGCCAAAAGCGGGUGGAGAGCUUAGAGUGACAACCAAGCUCGCCUGUCUGUUUGGCUGCCAUUGCCUGAUUCAGGAUAGCAAUUUAUGGCCCCGCGACAUUUUUAUUAGUCAGGCUGGUUACCUGCAUUAAUCUCACAAGGCUAUUAAAAGCCACUUUGUCACGAUUUUGAAAAUCUCCAAGAUCCACGCUGCUGAGCGGCUGAACGGUGAAAGCAUGGCUACCCGAUACAUUCCAAACACCUUGCCCAUCCAAACGUUGGACCAAAGCCCCUCCGAGUUGCUAAUUACAACCUUGGAGGAGCUUGUGGAAACAUGCCCUCCUAAAGCUUCAUACAAUGAAGAUGAUUUGGCCGGUUUAUUUUUGGGAUACACAAGUCUUGCUAUGUUGUUCUUGCAGCUUUCGGAAAUCAAGCCUGGGCUGACGGUGAAAUCCAAGACUCUGCGACAAUGGGCGCAGGAGUACACCAGUGGCGAACGUAAAGUUGAGCCUAUUGGAAAAGACACCGGUUGCGGUGUAGUCCAGGAGAAUCUCUGUCAUAAGGCUAUAAAAGCUUGUUUAUCUGGUGACGCUGCUGAUAUUCAAGCAUUUCUAGCAUUGAUUGAGAGCAUCCCGUGCGACGAUGCUGAUGUGGCCUCGAAAGACUUCCCGUCUGAGAUUCUCUACGGCCGCGCUGGAAGUCUUUACAUCCUACGGCUAGUUUCACAUUGGGUGCCAUCUUCUCAAAGCAGUCUGGAACCCCAUGUUCAGCGACUAUCAGCCAAGAUCAUGAGGGACAACAGCGAGGGAGGUUCGCGGUGGACUUGGCUCGAUCGUGAAUACAUUGGUGCUGCGCAUGGUGACACUGGCAUCAUUGUUCAACUUGUUCUCAGUACUCCGACACUAGCACCAAAGCUCUCAGCGCAAGUGAAGAGCCUUAUUGAGCUACAACUCGGAGACGGAAAUUGGCCAAAAUUUGCUAACGAAGCGGAAAGCGACUUGGUCCAAUGGUGCCAUGGAGCACCUGGCUUUGUGAUUUGCCUCAAAACUUUACAGCCAUACUUUCCAGAACUGAAAGAUCAGAUCGAUCAGGCUAUUCAAAAGGGUGAACAGGUUACAUGGGAUAGGGGACUUCUUAGGAAGUAUCCAAAUCUUUGCCAUGGCACUUUGGGAAAUGCCUUUGCACUACCAGUCGGCAGUAGAAGAUCUCACUUCUUGGCUCUUUCUACCCCAGCUGGAAUUGCCGCCGCGCAUCGUAAUGACAGCACAGUCUUUCCCGACGAAGAGUGUGGCACCCAAGCUGGACUGAUGUUUGCUUAUUUACCAGGGGCGGCUUGGGCUUGGGCAGUUUGUGAAAAGGAAACCCCUACUAUGAUAACAUUCAACGACGUGUAGAAUAGGCGCCCGCAUGUUUUUCCAUCCACGUGUGGUUUGAGGCGGGACAGCUUUCUAAACGCGCACCAAUGUUAUCUAACCUCAUGAGAUUAUGAAAUUUACUAUUUAUAAAAGUUUAUUUUGUAAAUAUACGAUUAAUUACAAUUUCUUAGCUAAAAACAA